AUGUAUGUUCGUGAAGCUCGAAUCGUUUUGGAAAACCACACUGGUAGUUAUUUCAAGUUUCAAGUUCUUCAUCAAUACACGGGAAAAGACACGGAUGAUUCCGGUUGGAUCAAAUUCGCUCCUGGAGAUUCGAAACAAGUUUUUGCACGCGUUGUAUAUCACACUGGAUUUAUGACAACUGGUGUUGAUAAUUGGAUUAUUCAUGGAAAACAACUGAACAAAGUUAAAGGCAAGUUUUGAUAAAUGAAAGCUGAUGUGAAAUCCAAAAUGAUUUUUUAGGCACUGUCCCAAGUCUUCAAAUUGAUGGACAAGCUUUCAUUGAGGGUCUUUCAUAUAGAAGUUAUCAUGGUUUUGGAGCCGAAUGGAAGAAACACAUGUUAACUGCUGAAGAUGAUGGUAAAACCACUGUGAUUAAAGUUUAUCAAUCUACUAUUGAUUUCAUAUCUCCAAGCGGCAAAUCUUCCACUCGAUUUGAUACUAUUGGUGAUACAGUUGGAAGAAUUAUGUAA
Caenorhabditis angaria is the source of this 509-nucleotide messenger RNA. NCBI's taxonomy places the organism in Eukaryota, Metazoa, Nematoda, Chromadorea, Rhabditida, Rhabditidae. The record is from the annotation of a GenBank genome assembly.